Molecule: messenger RNA, 789 nt
Organism: Amphimedon queenslandica
Lineage: Eukaryota; Metazoa; Porifera; Demospongiae; Haplosclerida; Niphatidae
Exons: 1
Coding region: 1-789 (262 amino acids)
Biological process (GO): regulation of transcription by RNA polymerase II
Cellular component (GO): transcription regulator complex; nucleus
Molecular function (GO): DNA binding
Source: RefSeq, a predicted model, not a curated record
AUGGCGGAAUUUGAUGGUCCACCUGCUCUUUCUACAUCUAAAGAGGCUGAUAAAGUUGAUAGUGGUGGUGAAGAUCCAAAAACAACCAGGAACAUUCGAGUUACACAAGAUUUUAUGGAAGAAGUGCAGAAAUAUCCAGUUCUUUACGAUAGGUUUAGUUCUGAGUUCAAGAACAAGUACAUAAAGCAAAAUGCCUGGACAUCUGUCGGAAAAGCUUUUGGAGCAUCUGCAGAAGAAGCAGAGAAGCGCUACAAAUCUAUCAGAACCUCAUAUGGUAGAUAUUUGAAAAAGAAGAGGCAUAUGCCAACAGGUUCUGGCAGAAAAGAUGUCCCUUGCAUAUCAGAAUUUGAAAACCUUGACUGGUUAAAUAUAUACAUAGACCAUAGACCUACAGUGACAAACAUCAAUAACGAACAUGAAAGUGAUGUCGAUACAUGUGAUACUGAUGAUAAUGAACAAGUUCUAUGCAUCAGCGACAAAAGUGGAAGUGAUGAUAUUGUUGCAAAUAAGAUGAAAGCUGGAGAAAAAAGGCCAUGGUCUAAAAGUAAUUCUAAGAGUAAAAUUGAUGAAGCUCUUGUUAAAAGUAUUGGAAGUAUAACUAAAAUUUUGGAACAGCAUCCAAAUGAUGUGAAGAAAGGCCAAGAAGACGUUACUGAUGAAGAUGAAUUGUUUUGCAGGAGUCUGGUACCACAACUGAAACGACUUCCUCCACCAUUAAAACAGCAGGCGAAAAUUCAUAUUCAACAGCUACUUUUCAGUACCGAAUUUCAUCAGCAGUGGCCAAACUAG